Elephantulus edwardii (Cape elephant shrew) is the source of this 1107-nucleotide messenger RNA. Its product is annotated as alpha-1,3-mannosyl-glycoprotein 4-beta-N-acetylglucosaminyltransferase C-like. The transcript has a single exon. Gene Ontology annotation, molecular function: acetylglucosaminyltransferase activity. Lineage: Eukaryota; Metazoa; Chordata; Mammalia; Macroscelidea; Macroscelididae. The record is from RefSeq and is a predicted model, not a curated record. Bases 1 to 1107 code for a protein of 368 amino acids. Gene Ontology annotation, biological process: protein N-linked glycosylation.
AUGCAGCAUCCUAAUGAAAGCUACCUCGUGGAUACCUUGCAAUACCUGUUCCAGACAACCUCACUAAAUGAGCAGAACUAUUUCAUAGUGCUGGUCCACCUGCCAAAUCUUGACCCUGAGCAGCUCAGGGGAACAGUAGCAAAUAUCUCAGGCCUCUUCAAAGCACAUAUCAAGGCCCAGAAGCUACUUGUGAUCCGUGGUCUCCUCAACGACUCUUCCCUUCCAAAAGAUGGCAAAAAUGCCAGUCACUCCCCAUUCCGUGAGGCAUUUUAUUCCAAGCAGAACACAGAUUACGCCCUCCUCAUGAACUUUGCUAGCAACCUCUCAGAUUACUUUCUAAUGACAGGAGAUAAUGUUCACUGCAGCUCCAAAUAUGUUGCUUUAAUCUAUUGGACAGUAAAAGCUUGGAAGGAAAUACCUUGGGUGACCUUGGAGUUCUCGGAUCUACGUUUCUCGGGGAAAGUUUUCCACACAAUUCACCUCUCCCAGCUGAGCACCUUCUUCUUGCUCUUCCAGGACGCCCCAACAGACUUGCUUCUCUCAAGGUUCCGUUUUCUCUUGGGCCAGAGAGUUCCAAUUAGCCCCACUACUUACCUUUUCCAUUCUCAGAAGAACCGUAUCACUUUUGAGAAGGCAUGUUAUCAAGAAGAAAAGGAAAAGGAAGAAGAUGGACCUGAAAACCCUCCUGCCCAAAUCUUCACUAGCAUGUUGGUGAAAGGUCUCCAUCCCCCAGAACAUGCCUAUUUUUUGAAUGAAGAUUACUUUCAGACUGAUUUUGCCUUUGAUGGCAGCAGCUACCUGGUGAUUUUUGAUGAGUCACAUGAGGUGAGCCGGAUCCAGGUGUUGACAGGCACUGGCAAGAACAGGCAGUACCAGUUGGAAAAUGGGCUAGUAGAACUAGGCUAUGAGCCUGUUGAGGAGACAGGCGGCUGCACGUACUAUACCCUGCUGGGACCACUCGUGAGAGGAAACUUGGAUCAGAAGGUAUUUUACGAAGACGGUUUUGUGGGAAAAGUAAGAUGUGUAAAACUUCUGGUGACAAAUUUUCAGAAUGCCAUUGUUCGGAUCUCACAUGUCAAAAUAUGGAUUAAGUUUCAGGAAGAGUAG